This is a messenger RNA of Echinostoma caproni, 630 nucleotides long. Lineage: Eukaryota; Metazoa; Platyhelminthes; Trematoda; Plagiorchiida; Echinostomatidae. The record is from the annotation of a GenBank genome assembly.
ACUGUUCGUGUUCGCGGUCCAUCGCGGGAUCAGGAGAACAGACAAUUCAUUGAACCACGGAAUAAUGCAGUUGAAAACCUCCACAGUCCCACUGAAGCAGCACAAGUUCUUGAAGAGCCGACGAGCUUACACCAUAUCGCGAAUCUUAAUUGUGGUUGUGAACCGGUGAGCUCCAAACAUAGUUCAUCGGAAAAAGGGAAGACACUGAUCGUGGACGAUGACCAUGUCAGACCGAAUGAUUCGAUCAACGGACGAAAAUCGCCAGUGAAUAUCGCACAGGAUGCGGAUACUGAUAAUCCAAUCGAAAAUGCUUGGGAAGAUCAGAUCCAAUUCAUGGGCCAAAACACUGGUUCCACACAAAUUUGGAAAGUGCCUGCACACAAUACAUCUCCAGCAUUGUCUUCUGUGAACAGUUCCACCGGAGCACAAUCCCUUCGGUAUGAAAACGAUACAGAUCCGGAUAUGACUGACUUUGCUCAGGAUGUACAUCAAGCUGAAUGGCAAUUCAUUCGUCACCAUAUGGAGUGUACACGAUUGCUGGGUGAGCUAACGAAGAUGAUCGAACAGAUUACAGAACGUGAUGAAAUAACCCAGUCAGAAUUGGGUUCCCUGCGACAAGUGAGUGCAUAG